Molecule: messenger RNA, 2617 nt
Organism: Megalobrama amblycephala (Wuchang bream)
Lineage: Eukaryota; Metazoa; Chordata; Actinopteri; Cypriniformes; Xenocyprididae
Gene: stxbp3
Product: syntaxin binding protein 3
Exons: 20
Coding region: 104-1900 (598 amino acids)
Biological process (GO): vesicle-mediated transport; neurotransmitter secretion; intracellular protein transport
Cellular component (GO): secretory granule; plasma membrane
Molecular function (GO): syntaxin binding
Source: RefSeq, a predicted model, not a curated record
AUCUGCACAUAUUCUUCAUCCAAUCGUGAACUCUCACACGCGCGCGCACUCCCUCCCUCCUCCCAGAUGACGGAAACGCGCAUUUGCCUCGACUCAACUCAAGAUGGCAACUGGAGCAGAACACGGCUUGAAAAAAAUAGUUUGGCAAAGAAUAAAGGACACCAUCAUUGCCGACUGCAGAAAGUCAGAAGUAUGGAAGAUCCUCAUACUGGACCAGUUUACCACCCGCCUCCUCUCCUCCUGCUGCAAGAUGUCCGAUCUCAUGUCAGAGAACAUCACAAUUGUGGAGGACCUGUACAAAAACAGAGAACCAGUUCCAGAGAUGAAGGCCAUCUACUUCAUGACCCCUACUGCCAAGUGUGUUGAUGCUUUUAUUAAUGACUUCAAACCAAAACCCAAAUACAGAGCUGCAUAUGUCUUCUUCACUGACUACUGUCCUGAUGAGCUCUUCGACAAGAUGAAGAAGAACUGUGGCAAACACAUUAAAGUGUGUAAAGAGAUCAACAUCUCGUUUCUGCCACAGGAAGCACAAGUGUUUACCUGUGAUAACCCAGAGGCCUUCAAGAGCAUCUACAAUCCGAACAGUCAGGACAGAGAUCAGACGCUGGAGAUGAUCGCCGAUCAGAUCGUAACUCUCUGCGCCACACUGGACGAGUACCCUGGAGUCAGAUACAAGAAAGAUUCAGCUCUCGGAUAUGGAAAGCAGUUGGCUGAACUUGUGGAUAAUAAACUGGCACGACAUUACGAGUUGGAUGACAACUCGAAAAACAAGGGAAAAACGCCAGCUCAGCUUUUGAUCGUUGAUCGUGCGCUGGACCCAGUCAGCCCCAUUCUUCACGAGCUCACCUACCAGGCCAUGGCUUAUGACCUCAUAUCAAUAAAGGACAACACCUAUGAGUAUAAAUCAAAGGAUGGCUCUAAGAAAGAAGCUUUACUGAAUGAAGAUGAUGAAUUAUGGGUCAAAUUACGUCACAUGCACAUUGCUGAGGUCACUGAGCGAAUCCCCAAACUGGUGAAGGACAUCUCUGCCAGCCAAAAUGAGAAGCAAAAGGCUGAUGGGAAGAUCACACUCGGAGCGCUAUCACAGCUCAUGAAGAAGAUGCCAGCCUUCCGUAAGCAGGUGGCUCAGAAAACUGUCCACUUAAGUUUAGCUGAGGAACUGAUGAGCCAUUAUCAGGAAUUUGUGGAAAAACUCUGCAAAGCAGAACAGGAUCUGGCUGUAGGUGCAGAUGCUGAAGGACAGAAGGUCAAGGACCCCAUGCGAACGUUACUUCCUGUGCUGUUGAACCAGUAUAACACCACUGACAAGAUCCGGGCCGUGCUUCUCUACAUUUUCAGUCUCAACGGUACAACAGCGGAGAACCUGAAUAAACUGAUCCAGCAUGUGAAAAUUGAGCAUGAGAGCGGGUAUAUCCUGAACUGGAAACAUCUGGGAGUUCCCAUCGUCUCCACAUCAAGCACAUUCUUAUCUCGCAAACCAUCACGGAGAGACCGGUCAGACGAGGAGACUUACAACGUGUCUCGCUGGACGCCUGUCAUCAAAGAUGUAAUGGAGGAUGCAGUGGAGAACAAACUGGACAUUAAAGACUGGCCGUUCCAGUCUGAAUGCCCGUCUGCGUGGAACGGUUCGCGUGCUGUAAGAGUGGUGAGUGCGCGGCAGAAGCACAAGGGCAGCUCUCCGGACGAUCUCAGGAGCGGCUCGCGCCUCAUCAUCUUUGUUCUGGGUGGAGUCAGUCACUCAGAGAUGCGCUGUGCUUAUGAAGUCACCCAUGCUAAUAAAUCCUGUGAGGUCAUCAUCGGCUCAACACACAUCCUCACUCCAUGUGAUCUGCUGCGGGAUAUCUUUAAUUUGGGCAAACAGCCCAUGGAAACCUUUACCAUUGAGGAGGGCAAAGCCUGAGCCCUGCCCAAUAUACCCACCAGGACUGAAGGGAACGCAUCUCACCUGCUUUUGUGUCGCCUCGUAUAGCAUUACUCCUCAUUCAUUUCAGCGCUUUACACAUAAAAACAAAGCAACACUCCUACAGGGAGUAAAACACAUUCUGAGGUGAUUUCAUGUGUAAACCUCAUGUUCAGUUCAGGUUAAGUCUUUACAACUAACUUCACACACACACUGAGAUUUGGGUUUGUUGAGGUUUUUAGGCUUUUCUAAAUUAUUGAAUAGAGCUUAAUAAAAUUAUCAUGAAAAAAAUAAAAUAUCUAUUAACAUGCAACAUGACUAUUUGUUUGAUAAUCCCUUAAUACAGUAGAAGGACAUUUUAUAAUGACAUGGACACAUAAAUGACAUCAGUGUUGUGGCCUUUUGUUUAUAUCUAACACACUAACCUCCUGACUGUCCGAUUGAACAGCUGUUUUAAUGUUUGUCUUUUUGUUCUUGAAUUAGGUUGAUUUGUACAUAUUUAUUGUCGUCUGCUUGAUCAUGUUUGUUGCUUGUAUAAAGCAUGUAUACUCAAGAAUGAACAAAGGAGGGAUUUAACAGAUUUAAUGUAUACUUGCAUUGAACAACUGACAUGACAUGAAUGAUGUGGUUCAAUUCGUCUGUUUGGUUUGUAACAUUUAUACAGUUUGUAAUGUGGUCUAAUUUCAUCUGUACUUCUACAUAAAUAUAUUGUCUGAA